AUGGGCAUGGCCGCAGCUUGGCCCACAGGGUUUUCCCUAAUGGGCCUGCCCGUUGUGAGCUGGGCUACGACGACCCGGACCGGCCCGGCGCGGGAGACGACAAGCCGAUUUGUGUGGGAACAGAGGCGACUGCGCCCGCGGCCAAUCCAGCAACCGCUGCACCCUGCAACGCCUCCCCGAGACACUGGCGAACGGCGGCCCCGACUGCGCCGUGCAGCCCGCCCGCCCGGCCGGCGCCUACGAAGGCUGCGUUUUCGUCGGUUAGGUUUCCGAAUGGCAGGCCCCGGGGAUGUCGAGGGUGUGACAGCCUCCAUGGGGGAGCUACGCGUUGAACUUGAAGCAUCAUCCUCCAGGGAGACUGAAAUCGCCCUGCAUGAGAAUGGCGAUGAUGUUGCCGCUGCCGAAGAGGAUGAUGACAUAUGGGGUGAUGCUUCAGAUUCUCCGGGUCAUGAGUCUACCUUAGACAGAGAAUGGAUCCACAGGCAGAACCAGUUUCAUAAGAUGGGCUAUAGGGACGGCAUAACAGAAGGGCAGAAGGACUCUGCCCAGGAGGGAUUCAAUGUUGGGUUUAGGCAGUCUGUUCAUGUUGGCUACAAGUGGGGCCUUGUUCGUGGGGUUACCAGUGCGCUAGCUAGUCUUCCUGACAGCUUGAAAGAAAAACUUCUGCCCGAUGUCCAGUGCAGAGGAAAAUUACAGGAUCUACACGAUUCUGCGCAAGAAAUUUCAGCAGGUGACGCACUUCAGAUGUUUCAUGACAGCAUUCGUCAGAAUAAUCAUACUUCAGGGGAACCACUUGUAACAUCAGAAGAAGAUGGAGCUACAGAUUCUAAUAGGCUCAAAAGCCUAUCGAAGGAUCUUGUGUUGUUGUUGCAUGAAUGCCCGGGUAUUAAGGUAAGUGAAGAGUUGGCAUGAGAUUCGUAAACAAGUUGGUCAGGAGGAAUUGCAAGCACUGUCAAUGUCCCAAGUCCUACAGAACCACUUGCAGUGAAUUCUUACAUUAUUGAAUAUCCAUCAAGAUCAUAUCUCAUUCAGGGACCCUAUUGGAGAUGAAGCUAAUACAAACCCUUAUCCUGCCAUCUAGAGUGCAUGUUUUGAACUCAAAAGGAUCGAACAUCGGAGAUCUAGAAAUUAUGGAAAACAUAUGUACUAGCUGUAAAUCCUGUGAUACUAGUAAAUCAUAUCUCCUUUUUCCUGCAAGUUAUGACUAGUAUUGUAAUUGUAACUCUGAUAAACGUGCAGUUUGAAUACAGAAAUGUUCUUUUUCCCCCU
Molecule: messenger RNA, 1269 nt
Organism: Phragmites australis (common reed)
Lineage: Eukaryota; Viridiplantae; Streptophyta; Magnoliopsida; Poales; Poaceae
Exons: 5
Coding region: 1-912 (303 amino acids)
Source: RefSeq, a predicted model, not a curated record